Molecule: messenger RNA, 2556 nt
Organism: Neofelis nebulosa (Clouded leopard)
Lineage: Eukaryota; Metazoa; Chordata; Mammalia; Carnivora; Felidae
Gene: CLDN6
Product: claudin 6
Exons: 3
Coding region: 1287-1946 (219 amino acids)
Biological process (GO): bicellular tight junction assembly; cell adhesion
Cellular component (GO): bicellular tight junction; plasma membrane
Molecular function (GO): structural molecule activity
Source: RefSeq, a predicted model, not a curated record
GCGUGGGUGGGGGUGCGUGUAGAGAACCUGGGCUGAUCUGGCUGCGGCCACCGGGGCACAGCUCCUGGCCGGGGAUCUGCACCGAAGCCGCAGAGAUCAGGUCCCUCUGCAGCCGCGGGAGGGUUAAACGCCCCUCCCCCUCCCCCGGGACAAAGGCACCGAAACCCGGGCGCCCCUCCCCCACCUGCUCUGCUCCCUGGGGCGGGGCUCCCCUCCCCUCCCCCUCACCUACCGGAACCGACCCUGCUGCUCCCGCCGCCAUUAAACCCUCCCCGCAGAGCGCCUCCCGGGCUGGGACCUGGCGACCCUUCCUCGGGCAGGACUCAGGAGGGAACUAGGGGUCGAGAGCGGGAGUGGGCGCCCUCGGACCAAGCCGAGCCCGCAGUGUGCGGAAAGAGAAGGGGUCGAGGGCAGAGGUAGGGUCUCGGAGGGGAGAGAUGCCGGGUGCCUGGGCCGGCGUGGCCCCUGCGCUAACCGGGCCAGAGGCCUGGAGGACUGACAGCCGGUUUGGGAAGAGCGCGGCCAGGUAUGGCUGGGCGUGGGCGAUGCAAAUGAGGAGUGGACGGUCUGUCUGUCUGUCCUUUGGCCACACUGCUGGGGCCGGUGCUCAGUUCAGCUCCAAACCGUGCGCGGGAACUUUGGGUAACGGAGAGCCAGAACAGGACCCUGAACAGAACUGAUCCCCCAGCCAGCCACAACACCAAGUGGGAUGCGAGGGGGGGCCAGGGCUGCGGCGGAGGAGCUGGUUCACUGGGCAGACUCCAAGGGUUUCAGGUCGUUUUAGGGAAGUUGAGUCCUUAGAGGAUGGCAUUUGGGGCAAGAACGCACAACAGAAUGUCCCCCACCUUGGAGGUAUGCUCACGGAACCCCUAGGGGAGGGCGGAAGAGCCGGGCCCAGGGCGCAACCGGUAGCCCUGGGGAAGAAGCGCUUUUGGGUGAGAGGGUGGUAUUUGUGGUUUUCACUGCUCCUGCCCCUCUGGGGUUUGACUGAGGCUGGACUGGGCCAACAGGGCCAGGCAAGGCCGGGGAAGGUGGGUCACCUGAGACACAAACAAGACCACCUGCCUGGGGGGAUGGAACCGGGCUGGGGUGAGGAGUUUGUACACUGCUACUGGGUGGUUGGGAGGCAGCUUGGAUCUCUAAUCGUGAUGUUGAAACUGACAGGUUUUGAGCCUGAAACUCAUGGCUAGCACCAACCGACCAUCUGUGUGCCCUAAGGAAACGCCUGGAAAUUGCUAUCUGAUAAAAUGUAGGAAAAGUGGCUGGGGCCAUGGACUAGCAUUGGUAUGGGCUUUGUGUCUCAUUUGCCCUCGAGACAGCCAGGACUGGGUUGCUUACUUUUUCGCUCUUCUCCUCUCAGCCUCAACCUCGCCAUGGCUUCCGCUGGCCUGCAAAUCCUGGGGAUCAUCCUGACGCUGCUCGGCUGGGUGAACGCCCUGGUGUCCUGUGCCCUGCCCCUGUGGAAGGUGACCGCCUUCAUCGGCAACAGCAUCGUGGUGGCCCAGGACCUGCAGGCCGCCCGCGCCCUCUGCGUCGUCGCCCUCCUGUUGGCUCUGCUCGGGCUGCUGGUCUACCUCGCGGGAGCCAAGUGUACCACCUGCGUGGAGGACAAGGACUCCAAGGCCCGUCUGGUGCUUGUCUCUGGGAUCAUCUUUGUCAUCUCGGGUGUCCUGACCCUUAUCCCUGUCUGCUGGACCGCCCACACCAUCAUCCGGGACUUCUACAACCCUUUGGUGGCCGAGGCCCAAAAGCGGGAGCUGGGGGCCUCCCUCUACCUGGGCUGGGCAGCCUCUGGUCUUUUAUUGCUGGGGGGGGGGCUGCUGUGCUGCACAUGCCCCUCGGGGGGGGCCCGGGGCUCAAACCAUUACAUGGCCCGAUACUCCGCCUCUGCCGCACAUGGCACCUCUCAGGGUCCCUCCGAAUACCCCGCUAAGAAUUAUGUCUAAUUCCGGUAGGGGAGCGGGGACUCCCUUGACAGCGGAGUCUAACUUCCUGAGCCGGAGACGUGGAGAUGGUGAUCCAGGCAGCUUUGGGUGGUUUUUUAUCUUUUUUUGGGGGGAGGGGCGGGAGGAGCGGGGGGAGUGGUAUUUUUAAAAUUCAGUUGGUAACCCAAGAAACUCAGCAUCUCUCUUGGGCUCUGCUGCUGGUGCGUCUCACCUUUGGAUGAUGGAGCCAAGGAGGUGAUGCUUCACAGUUUCUGGAUCUUUCUCCACCCCGGACAUCCCCAUCUCGGAGGCCAACCCGCAGCCCCUGGCCAGCGUGAAGGCUGCCUGCUGUUCAGAUGCUUGCAGCCUGUCCCCAAGAGUCCCUCCUUAGUGGUGGGUCCUCUGAACCCCCAGGGGCUCCUGAGCCUCAGGUGGCCCGCCCUUAGAAGAGCGGGCGGUUUAAGUUACCAAAGAACCACCCACCUCCAAGUGUUCCGACCUCUGACCUCUGGCUCCUCUACCCUGAGUCCUGCCCCAGCUGUGCCCUAGACCACCUCCCGCGCCCCCCUCUGGCUCACCUUCAGCCCCUGCACGCUUCUGUCACGCCCCCCCCCCACCCCCCACAGUUUUU